GGUUGUAUGCAGGGUUGGUUAGGUCUUUUAUGUAGGGUUGUUUUUUUUAUAUGAGCUGCUUGCUGGGGUAGAUUCUGGAAACAAUGGCUCUUACCAACAGUAUCAACAGUGACAGUAAAUCGGAGAAGCCCAUAUCUCUGAUCUGGGGCUGUGAACUGAGCGCAGAGAAUACAACCUGCACCUUCAAGAUGCCAGAUGACUGGGCCUACGAGCAGCAACUGGCCUUGCGGAUGAUCUGUGUGGGGGAGAAAACCAAUGAUGAGCUCAACAUCAUAGAGAUCAUCCCUCCAGAGGACAGCCAGGACCCAAGCCCUGUAGUCCUAGCUGCCUUGAAGCCUUCUGUGCUGCCAAUGGCCCCCAUGGUGGGAGUUGAGCUGACGCCUCCCGUCACCUUCCGGCUGAGAGCUGGCUCUGGCCCAGUCUACAUCACUGGACAGCACAUUAAUUUGGUCCCAGAUGACUCCUGGAUGGAGGAGGAGGAGGAAGAAGAAGAAGAGUACGAAGAAGAAUCAUUUCAGGAGGAGUCUCCCCAAAAAGCCACCAAGCGCCAGCCAUCCAGUAAGAAAGCAAGUGUAGCCAAGAAGAAGAAAGUGGAGAAAGAAGAGGUCAGCAACCCUGUUUGUUCUGAUGAGGAUGCACCUUCUAACAAGGGGAAAGGAGCAGGCAGAGGGAGGAAGCCAGCAGCCAAGAAAUAGAUGGACAUGCAGUGAGGCACCCACAGGGGCCUGCUGCCGAAGAGAACAGAGAUUUCUUUGUAUAUGUGUGUGCACACUACUUAUUUCUCUAAAUUUAUCCAUAAUAACAAUAAAGCGCUCUCUUUUUCUUUUUCUUUUU
Alligator sinensis (Chinese alligator) is the source of this 834-nucleotide messenger RNA. It is a transcript of the gene NPM2, whose product is annotated as nucleophosmin/nucleoplasmin 2. The record is from RefSeq and is a predicted model, not a curated record. Gene Ontology annotation, molecular function: RNA binding; histone binding; chromatin binding. Gene Ontology annotation, cellular component: nucleolus; nucleoplasm; cytoplasm. The transcript has 10 exons. Lineage: Eukaryota; Metazoa; Chordata; Crocodylia; Alligatoridae. Gene Ontology annotation, biological process: positive regulation of DNA replication; chromatin remodeling. The coding region runs from base 84 to 695 and encodes 203 amino acids.